Parnassius mnemosyne (clouded apollo) is the source of this 645-nucleotide messenger RNA. Lineage: Eukaryota; Metazoa; Arthropoda; Insecta; Lepidoptera; Papilionidae. The record is from the annotation of a GenBank genome assembly.
AUGGCAUACGCCUACUUGUUUAAAUACAUCAUCAUUGGCGACACAGGGGUGGGCAAGUCCUGCUUACUGCUACAGUUUACAGAUAAGAGGUUCCAGCCAGUCCAUGAUCUCACAAUUGGUGUGGAAUUUGGUGCCCGUAUGAUUACCAUUGAUGGUAAACAAAUUAAGUUGCAAAUAUGGGACACGGCUGGUCAGGAAGCAUUCAGAUCAAUAACCAGAUCAUACUACAGAGGUGCAGCCGGUGCCCUUUUAGUUUAUGAUAUCACCAGAAGGGAUACCUUCAACCACUUAACAACUUGGCUUGAGGAUGCUCGCCAGCAUUCAAACUCGAAUAUGGUCAUCAUGUUAAUUGGUAACAAGAGUGACCUGGAGUCUCGGCGGGAAGUGAAGAAAGAGGAGGGUGAAGCUUUCGCACGUGAACAUGGCCUCGUGUUUAUGGAAACAUCAGCAAAAACCGCAGCAAAUGUUGAGGAGGCAUUCAUUAACACAGCAAAGGAGAUCUACGAGAAAAUCCAGGAAGGCGUUUUCGAUAUCAACAAUGAGGCGAACGGUAUCAAGAUCGGGCCGCAGCACUCGACGGGCGGCGGGGCGAGCGGCGCGGGGGGCGCGGGCGCGGGCGGCGCGGCCGGCGGCGGCUGCUGUUAG